This is a messenger RNA of Oncorhynchus nerka (sockeye salmon), 2199 nucleotides long. Its product is annotated as rho GTPase-activating protein 1-like. Gene Ontology annotation, biological process: small GTPase-mediated signal transduction; negative regulation of endocytic recycling. Lineage: Eukaryota; Metazoa; Chordata; Actinopteri; Salmoniformes; Salmonidae. The record is from RefSeq and is a predicted model, not a curated record. The coding region runs from base 216 to 1523 and encodes 435 amino acids. Gene Ontology annotation, molecular function: GTPase activator activity. The transcript has 13 exons. Gene Ontology annotation, cellular component: cytoplasm.
UUUGCCAAGAAGGAGAGCUCUCCACCCGCCGAACGAAAACCGGAUGUUUGUGACUAGUGAAGCAAGCAGCUGUCACUGGCAUAGCUAACGUUAGUAGCCUAGCCAGCUAACAUCUUAGAAAGCCAUUCAGCGGGGAUCGAUUUCACAGACUGUACGGAGGCUGGCUGAGCACUUGACCAGACUUUAUUCCGUGUGGAGUCCCAUAGUACACCACCAUGUCUUCAGACCUUCUGGUUGACCUCAAUGAUGACCUUGGAGUAGAUGAUCCACCCAGCAAUGCGCUGGACCUGCUCAAAUUGUCUCCAAUGGGGGACAAGCUGUGGCCCCCAGAUGACUCCAGUAUGAGCAAGUCUGAGACGGACAUAUCCAAGCGAUUGGGGGAGGGGUCACACCUGACCUGGGACCACCCAUACUAUGAUAUUGCCAGGCAUCAGAUUGUAGAAGUAGCAGGUGACGAUAACUUUGGCAGGAAGGUGAUCGUCUUCAACGCCUGUCGAAUGCCCCCUCACCACGAACUGGACCACCACAAGCUACUGAUGUAUCUGAAGGCCACCCUAGACCAGUAUGUUGAGAGCGACUACACCCUCAUCUACUUCCAUAAUGGCCUCACCAGUGAGAACAAGCCAUCUCUCAGCUGGCUGAGAGACGCCUACAGAGAAUUUGACCGGAAGUACAAGAAGAACAUCAAGGCACUGUACAUUGUCCACCCCACCAUGUUCAUCAAGACUCUUCUCAUCCUCUUCAAGCCUCUCAUCAGCUUCAAGUUUGGACGAAAGAUCAACUACAUCAACUACCUGAGUGAACUGGAGGACAUUGUUAAGUGUGAGCAGCUAGUGAUACCCACCCGGGUGCGAGACUAUGAUGAAAAAAUCCGAGCCUCACUGAAAGCGUCAGUUCAGGCCCAGAUGUCCCCCCCCCGCAGUCCACCACUGCCCAAUCAACAGUUUGGAGUCCCCUUGCCAAUGCUAAGAGCGAGAAGAUCUGACAACGAAGCAGUUCCAUUAGUGAUGCAAGACACAGUGGCCUUCUUAAUGGAACAAGGUCUUGAAAUUGAGGGGAUAUUCCGGCGGUCAGCCAACGUGACCCUCGUUAAGGAUGUUCAGCACAGAUAUAACUCGGGUGAGGAGGUGAGUUUUUCCCAGAUGGAGGACGUUCACCUGGCAGCUGUCAUCCUCAAGACAUUCCUCAGAGAACUACCAGAACCCCUCCUCACCUACCAGCUCUACAACGACAUUGUCAACUUCCACAAUGUUGACAGCAGUUCCCAAGUGACUGCGAUCCGGAACAUGCUGGCAAUGCUCCCUGAGGAGAACUAUGCCUCCCUGAAGUUCCUCAUUGAGUUCCUGGUGCAGGUGUCUGCACAGAGUGAGAUCAACAAGAUGAACAACGCCAACCUGGCAGUGGUGUUCGGACCCAAUCUGCUAUGGGGACAAGACGCGGCCAUGACGCUCAGUGCCAUCGGCCCCAUCAAUAAUUUCACCAGAACUCUGUUGGACCAACACCACAAGGUCUUUUCCCCGUAACACGUCUCCUGUACAGCUAUCUCUAACCACGCCACAUUUCAUUCCGUGUUUAAAUCCCCAUCUCUGACCCUGUCUCUGUAUUGGUCUAGUACAGUGUAACUGUGUCUCUCCCAGUGUCCCCUAGUAGUGUUGCCAAAUGCAUGAGUGUAUUGUGACUGAGGACACAGAGAGAGAAGGAAAACAGGGGAGACGAACCGUUGAAGAUGCCAAAAGAGGCCAAAAGUCAGUUUAGAAGUCAGGUAUGAAGAAGGCUUUAAUGUCUCCGCCAGAUAUCUAUCACUCAGGAAAGGUUCAACACAGUGUACACGAUUUGGUCUUUAAAACAAUUGGAAUAACCGAAACCAGUUCACAUCUGUUCUGGUUUGAAUCAUAUCAAAUAUUUAUUUUGAUGGUACAGAUUUCUGAGAACAUUUAUGCAAUGUUUUGUAUCUGGGGAGCAAAAUAUAUUUCAUAUUAAUUUACUUGGUAUGUCUAGUCCUAUUUGCGUUGGAACAAAUCAUUUUAGAAUUUCAUAAAUGAUCGGUCGCUACACUCAAUGUGCCAGUGUACUCCGGUAUUCGAUGUAGUCUAAAUUCUUUCUGGAGUUUAUAUUUUGGCACGUCUUAUUUAAGUAUCAUGGUUAUGCGUAAAGCUACAGUCUAUCGCAAAAUAAAACCAUAAGUGUGUAUCUACGUUU